AUGUCCGGUCGCAGAAUCACGGUGCAGCACAGCCUGUCCGGUCGCGAAAUCAGAAGUUUCGAGCUGGAAGAGGAUGACAGUAGAACCGUUAUGGAGUUGAAGCAGGAACUGAGAGGCUCUGUCGAGAUCCAGUGUCCACCUCGCCUUCAGACCUUGGUUUGCGGCGAACAUGUACUGAAAGAUGCACAGAAGCUAGCAGAUUUGCUUACGGAGGGCAAAGACAUGAAUUUGAAGUGGCAUCAGCAGGAACCGGAACCAGGUGAAUUGUGUUCUGCUGUGCGUCGCAAGGACUACUCCGAGGUGGAGGCAUUGUUGCAGCUUUCAAGUGAUCCAAAUGGACCAUGCGAACUUGCGAGCGAUAACCGAUCUCCGCCUCUGCACCUGGCAUGCCUCUCAGGAACAUUGCCGAUCGUUGAACUCUUGCUGAAAUGGCGCGCAGACGUGAAUGCGAAGACUUCGCAGCAGCGUUUGGUUGGGCCAUGCACAGCUUUGGAGUGGCUGUGCUCGUGGAGCAGAAGGGAGGAGAUGCCAUCGUUUGUAGUGACCUUGCUCGCCUCUCGUGCCCACCCAGGGCAUCACUGGAAGGAAUGCCUCAUGUUCUUGGAGCAGACCAAGCGUUCGGAUGAAUACCUUGAACGGCAGCUCUGCCUUGGCCUCGCAAUAGGAGCAGGUCACACGGAAAAAGUCCAAGGCUUGCUGAAGUCCCGUGCCGACAUGCGUGCAGUCGGCGAGUGGAUACUUGCGAGUGAUGUUCGAGUCAAGACGCUCCUCCACGCCAUGAACAUGACUUUGCACCCGACUUGGGCCACUUGGGCUGAGGAUGCAGGGGGUGAUGCUCAAGUGAUGAGAGGUUUGCAGGAUCUCCGAGAAGUUGUUGUUCACAUGCUGGAGAAAUGCACGGCUAAAGAUCUUGUAACAGCACUACGACGUCAAGUACGGCAAAAAAAAUGGAUCUCUGCCCUGCAGUUAUGUCAGGCCAUGAACCGACGGGCUGAGAGGAUUACGCCGAAUGUGAUGUCACUUGCGCUUAGGGUUGCAGCUGGAUCUGGUCAACAAGAUGUAGUUCAAGCCUUGUGGGAAUCCAACGUGGAGCCACGGCAAGAUUCUGUGCAGGAGGCAAUUUCCGCAGCGCAGCAAGGGAAACAUCGCGAUGUGGAGGAACUACUUAUGAGGACCUUUGGGCGGCGGAUGAGCCUCUGA
Messenger RNA from Symbiodinium natans, 1200 nucleotides. NCBI's taxonomy places the organism in Eukaryota, Dinophyceae, Suessiales, Symbiodiniaceae. The record is from the annotation of a GenBank genome assembly.